Messenger RNA from Humulus lupulus (European hop), 1422 nucleotides. RefSeq lists its product as uncharacterized. The record is from RefSeq and is a predicted model, not a curated record. NCBI's taxonomy places the organism in Eukaryota, Viridiplantae, Streptophyta, Magnoliopsida, Rosales, Cannabaceae. Bases 1 to 1422 code for a protein of 473 amino acids. The transcript has 2 exons.
AUGGAUAAGAUAAUGUUAUUUGUAGUUUUUAACGGAAGAUGGAAUGCAAACAACAAAUACAUUGAUCAUGAAGUGAAAAUAUUGAUGGUGGAAAAGGAUAUCAAGUAUGUGGAAUUGGUAAACAAGAUAUACAAAGAGCUCAGAUUGAAUGAAAGAUUGAUUUCAACAAACUUGAUUUUUGAUGCAAAUAUGGAUACAAGCAAAGGAAUGAAGAUAGAAAGUGAUGAGAAUUUACAAGUUUAUCUAAACUUGAACAAGACUGUGGAAGAGUUGAAAAAAUGUCCUCUCAUCGUUGAAGUAGAACAGAGAAAUCAAACCAUUUCUUUGCCAAGAGAAGCUAGCAUUCCAUCUGCUUUAGCAAGCAAUGCAACAAGUCACAGUUUGACUCUCACAGACCUCAAUACGAAUACUGCAAGCACUAGCAAGAUGAAGAGUGCCUCAACACAAGAAUCCAACAAAUUUACAGAACACGGGCAAGAAGCUCAAUCACCUCUGCAUGUGUUGCCGAAUAUGGAGAUUGAAGACAUAAGACUCAAUUAUGUUUUCAAGAAUAAGACUGAUCUAAAACAUACACUUGCGAAAAUAGCCAUCAAGAAACACUUUCAGUACAGAAUUCAAAAAUCAUGUUCAGAAGCAUUUUGGGCAAAAUGCAUAGAUGAGAAUUGUGGCUGGUAUGUACGUGCAAGAAGCUCAAAAGUAUCAGACUACUUUCGAGUUAUCAAAUACCAUAAACACCACACAUGCUCCUUAAAUCACAAAAAAUUUGAAAAUAGACAAGCAAGUGCAAAAGUCAUCAGUAGUUACUUCAAAGAGAAGUUUCGUGACCCAGGAUCAACCUAUCGACCAAGGCAAAUAAUAAGAGACAUGAGAGAUGAACAUGGGGUAGGUGUAACAUACAAUAAAGCCUGGAGAGCAAAAACACUUGCAGCUAAUGAUGUUAGAGGGUCAAAUGAGGAAAGUUAUGCAUUGUUGCCUUCAUAUUUGUAUAUGCUACAGUUUAAAUACAUGUUUAUUGCUUUUGGGGCUUCAUUAGAUGGAUGGAAGCAAUGUAGACCGGUUAUAGUGGUAGAUGGAACAUUUUUAAAGACGAAAUGUGGAGGUACACUGUAUGCAGCUUGUGUUAAAGAUGGAAACAAUCAAAUUUUUCCGCUCGACUUUGGAAUUGGGGAUUCAAAAAAUGACAAUGCAUGGAUAUGGUUCUUUACAAGACUAAAAGAAGCAAUAGGAGAUCGAGAAAACUUGUGCAUAGUAUCUGACAGGCAUAAAAGCAUCAAAAAUGCAGUUGAACAAGUGUAUCUUGGUGUAUAUCAUGGAGUUUGUCUUUAUCAUUUGAAGCAAAAUCUAAGGACUAAGUUUAGGGGAUUACAUGUGCAUGCCAUAUUUGAAACUGCUUCAAGAGCGUACUCAGCUCAAGAAUAUUAG